UGAGGAAGAGCUUGGCAGUAUGAAAACUCAACUUAAGUCAACUAGAAAAUCCGAAGAUCAGCGCAAGAUCUAUAAGGCUGACGAUGUUGUGAGAACAACUGGUACUCUCGAGAUCCUUCUCUUGGAGACAGCUGGGCCGUUCAAUCACAUCGACCUGCCCAAACCCUCUUUCGAUAAUAGUAAAGGAAUGUUUGGGCUAUUAUUCAUGCUUAAAACAUUGGCAGAUAAAUAUCACAAUUGUUCCAAGACUGUAUUCAGGGAGUUGAAACUUUAUUUCUUGCAAGCUAGUCGUAAGUAAAUUUUACACUCUUGAGUACUCAACCAUAUGAUGUUACUAAUCAGUGAUACUUAUACUCUUUUAAGAUGAUACCUAAAAAGGAGAUAUUGUCUAAAUAGAGACCUAAUCAAUAAACAAUUAUAUACAUAUUUAUAUGAUAUAACUUCAUAUUUAAAUAAAUUACAGUAGUUAAAUACAUCAAAAGAA
This is a messenger RNA of Mucor mucedo, 484 nucleotides long. RefSeq lists its product as uncharacterized. NCBI's taxonomy places the organism in Eukaryota, Fungi, Mucoromycota, Mucoromycetes, Mucorales, Mucoraceae. Bases 20 to 298 code for a protein of 92 amino acids. The record is from RefSeq and is a predicted model, not a curated record. The transcript has a single exon.